CCGGCGGCGCCCAGCGCCGAUUGGCCGGUGGCGGCCGCCAGUCACGGCGCGGCGCGGCCGGCAUGCGGGCUAUGAGCCCCGCGCCGCGCAGCCCUGACCUACUAACACACAUCCCUCCGCGCCGCCGCCGCGCGCUCCCGCCCGCCGCUCCGCCGCCGCCCGCACGGCGCGGCACCGCUCCGCACCGCGCCCGCGCCGCUCCGCCGAGCCCAGCCCCGGCGCGACGUGGGGAAUGCUCGGCGCUCCGCGCCGCGCUGCAGGUUUUUGAGAAGAAUUCCAUUGAAUCUGCUAAGAAAAUUCGUUCUAGACAGACACUUCUGUCUGAGAUUAUGAAAGAAAAGGAAGAAUGUGUGUGGAUUUAAAAUUUCUGUAUUCAUCAAGUUGUGGAGUGAGAAGUACUGGGGAGAUAGCUUGCUCUGUUGCUUGUUGUAGAUCUUCUACGAAUUGUUUCUGAUGCAGCUGAGAAAAAUGCAGACCCUUAAAAAGGAGCACGGACCUGUUGACACAAGUAGCAAUGUGGACAAAAUCAUGGUACUUAAGUCAACCUUAGCAGAAGUAUCUGAAGAAUUGUCUACAAAUGAAGAUAUUCUACUUACUGAAGCAAGUAGUGGAAAGAGCAAAUCUUCAGCUUGCCGGAGAAAGCGAGAAUUCAUUCCAGAUGAAAAGAAGGAUGCGAUGUAUUGGGAGAAAAGGCGGAAAAAUAAUGAAGCUGCCAAAAGAUCUCGUGAAAAGCGACGACUGAAUGACCUUGUCUUAGAGAACAAACUAAUUGCACUGGGAGAAGAGAAUGCCACUUUGAAGGCAGAGCUGCUUUCACUGAAGUUAAAGUUUGGUUUAAUUAGUUCUGCGGCCUAUGCCCAAGAGAUACAGAAACUCAGCAGCUCAACAACUGUGUAUUUUCAAGAUUAUCAGAGUUCAAAAUCUAAUAUUAACUCAUUUGUCGAUGAACACGAACCAUCUAUAGUUGGUAGCAGUUGUAUUUCUGUCAUUAAGCAUUCUCCUCAAAGCUCAAUGUCUGAUGUAUCUGAAACAUCAACUGUAGAGCAUACCCAACCAAGUCGUAUACAAAGCAACUGUAGAAGUCCUGAAAAUAAAUUCCAGAUUAUAAAGCAGGAGCCCAUGGAAUUAGAGAGAGAGCCAAGAGAUGACAGAGGUUCAUAUAAAGCAUCCAUAUAUCCAAAUUACAUGGGAGCUACCUUUAAUGUGUACUCACAUUCUCCUCCUCUCUUGCAAGUUAAUAGGUCCUCCAGUAAUUCUCCGAGAACGUCAGAAACUGAUGAUGGUGUAGUUGGAAAGUCAUCUGAUGGAGAAGAUGAACAGCAGGUUCCUAAGGGUCCAAUUCAUUCCCCAGUUGAACAUAAAAAUGUUCAUGCAACAGUUAAAGUUCCAGAGGUGAAUUCUUCAGCUUUGCCUCACAAGCUUCGAAUCAAAGCCAAAGCCAUGCAAGUUAAAGUGGAAGCAAUGGAUAAUGACUAUGACGCAACACAGAAAUUGUCGUCGCCCAUUGACAUGUCCUCAAAAAGACAUUUUGAGCUUGAAAAACAUGGUGCGCAAAACUUGGUGCAUUCUUCUCACACUCCUUUCUCGGUUCAAGUGACUAAUAUCCAAGACUGGUCACUUAAACCAGAACUCUGGCAUCAGAAGGAACUCAACGUUAAAAUUCAGAGUGGUUGCAAAACUGGAGUUGUUGAAAUAAAAGACAAUAUCUACAAUGUCUCUGAGUCAGAGAACCUCUAUUUGAAGCAGGGCAUAGCAAACUUAUCUGCAGAGGUUGCUUCACUUAAAAGACUUAUAACUACACAAAUCUCUGCAUCAGACUCUGGUUAAUUUACUACUGAAAAAAGGCUUAUUGUUUCAAAGGGUGUCAUUUGCAGUAGAUCAAUAUGUUUUGUAUGAUGCUGAAUUUCCACUGGACUUGUGAUGUCAUUUCACUGUAAUGUUCACAUAAUGUCUGAUUGGUGUCUUUUUGUGCACAAAAUAUUAUGAAGACUAGGUUGUGCUAUGAUCACUAUGCCUUGAGUAUAGUCAAGUAGCCUGUACAAAGGCUGUAUAUAGUGGACUUUAUUUCUUUUUGUUCUACUACAAAGUGUGCAAGUUACCAGUUACAAUAAAAUAUUGGUGACAAACAUAGAACAUCUACUCCAGUUCAGUUGAUUUUAUGAACUUGUAAAUAAGUUGUUAAUGAAAAACUGGGUUUUUUCUUACACUGUGCUCAAUUUCUCUUAUGUUUUUGGUUUUUACAGCCUAACAACCAAAUUACAAUUUACAACAUGUGUGAUCCUUCUGGCCACCUUUAUCCUUAACAUGUUUUUUAGAAGAGACAUAAAGUGAAUAUUUAUAAAUGAAACAGUACCAAUUUAUAGCCUUAGCCUUCUUUAACUUAUUUCUUAGUAGGAAUUAACCAAAACCCCUACAAAUUCUAACCCAGUAACUAAUAUCAACAAUGUUUUUUUCCUCCUUCAAUCUUAAAUGAGACAGUAAUGAGUUUCCUGAAUGUUUUAGUGUGACAAACAAUUUUUCAAUAUUAUAACUCGGUGUUUUAGGUGAAAUUAGUUAAGUCAGAUUGUUGCAUCUGCAAAGUUUUCAGAGCCUUGCAGUGACAGAAUUGGACAGAACCAUCUCUGCCAAGGGGUGGCUUGUGUCUGCAAGGGGUGCAGUCAUGGAGAGUCCACCCCUCUUGCAUACCAGCUUUCUGUCCAUGGCAGACCAUGGGCCACCUGUACAUGAAGUAUAAGGCUACUGGAUUUGAAAACUCUGAGCUCAGCUAGGUAAAUACUUACACAAAGGCUAGGCAAUAGCAGUUGCAGAGUUAAAGAAGAUCAUCUGCUAUUUUAGUUCCCAGAAUGGGACACAAUGCAAUUAUGCAUGAAGUAAGUCUUGCCAGCAACUUGUCCCUAGUUUCAAUGGUUUAAUUAACUGAACUGGAAUACCUUGGCUUGCUAAAGGGCAUUUUGCAAGAACUUCUCAAAUGUAAAAGAGACUGUGUGAAGAACUGCACAAUCUAAACACUGCUAGCCCCUUACAACUUAUGCCAAUGAUGAGUUCUUCACUUGAUGACUGGACAGGGCUGUGGUGCUCUUUGUCUUUCAGAAGAGCCAUUGAACCAUGGAGUCUAGAAUUGCAUCACAUUUCCUUGGUUUGGCUUACCAAAAUCUUUCAUUUUAAAACUAAGAAUAAUUUAUAAAUAGAGCAUAAACUUGGCAGAGGUUCUUUUCAUGAUACUUCCCCCUUCUUUUAACAUACUAAUAAAUCAGACUAACAAAUAAGCUCUUUCUGAAAAGGCUUUUUAUUAAUUGCUAUACUGUAUAAUGAACUGAACCUUUCCAUAGGCUUAAAAUACUAAAUAACAAAACAAUAUGUAGGUAUUGUUUUUUUAAAUUAAUACUUGACUUGAGUGAGAGGAAGUUUGUCAAUUUUUUUGGGGAUACGAAGAGGAGUCUGAGUCACUCCUGAUAGCUCUGAAGCUUGGUCCAGCAGUCAAGGCAAUGGCAGAACUCCCUGAUGUCAGUGAGGACAGGAUUUGAUUCUGUGCCUUUUCAGGAACUGAUGAUUCAGUUGUGUUCUGGGAGGACCUUCGCACAGAAAUCACUGGUACUUUCUGAGCUUUUUUGAGCCUUUUAACUGCUGUGCUGUAUUUGUGGCAUUCAGAGUUGAUAAACUGCUAUUCUUUUUUCAUGCCUUAAUAAUACAAUAGAUCCCAUAGCUGGGCUCUGUAUGUAUUUGGUAAUUAACAUAGAUGACAUUUCAAUGUUACUGAAAAUAAGCUCAGGAUUAUUGCAUGAAAUGUAAAAAUUUGCAUUGAAUGAUGGGGAUAUGAGACAUGAGGCAGUGAUUGCUACUGUCUCCUUGCUUGCUAAGUAUCUUCUGUAAGCAACAAUAAAAUUCUUUAAAUAUUUUGCGUAUUAUUUAUCACAUGUAAUGUGUUCAAGGAGAGGACUUAAAACUCUCAGUGUUGCCAUCAGUGUAAGCCUAGAUCUAUUGGUUUUUUUUUUCCAUUUCUUGUUAGAAUUGUUUGUCAUAAUGGAAGAAUGUUGUCCUCUUUCUAGCUCAUUAUAUAUUUUGUGUAUCUGUUUUGUGCAAUUAAUACUUAACAGUAAUGAUGUAGUUAAUUUGUUGAAGGAUGUCAUUGCAAGAAAGUUAUAGCAUGGAGCUUAGGAGCACAAUCAGAUGUUAUUUAUACUCCCUUUAUACCUUAGUGUUAUGCUUCAUUUGAAGAAAGAAAUAAAUAAUUUGUCUUUUGUUCAAAACGAGA
Messenger RNA from Oenanthe melanoleuca, 4252 nucleotides. RefSeq names its product nuclear factor, interleukin 3 regulated (gene NFIL3). Gene Ontology annotation, molecular function: DNA-binding transcription factor activity; DNA binding. Gene Ontology annotation, biological process: regulation of DNA-templated transcription; DNA-templated transcription; circadian rhythm. The record is from RefSeq and is a predicted model, not a curated record. Lineage: Eukaryota; Metazoa; Chordata; Aves; Passeriformes; Muscicapidae. Gene Ontology annotation, cellular component: nucleus. Bases 454 to 1827 code for a protein of 457 amino acids. The transcript is spliced from 2 exons.